Molecule: messenger RNA, 1489 nt
Organism: Hyalella azteca
Lineage: Eukaryota; Metazoa; Arthropoda; Malacostraca; Amphipoda; Hyalellidae
Gene: rdgBbeta
Product: cytoplasmic phosphatidylinositol transfer protein 1
Exons: 9
Coding region: 47-1015 (322 amino acids)
Biological process (GO): phospholipid transport
Cellular component (GO): cytoplasm
Molecular function (GO): phosphatidylinositol transfer activity; phosphatidylinositol binding
Source: RefSeq, a predicted model, not a curated record
GAUACUUAAGUUUUUCAUAGACAAUCUCUUUUUAAAUGCUAACAAAAUGUUGAAAGAAUAUAGAAUUUGCAUGCCCAUGACUGUUGAAGAGUACCACAUCGGCCAACUGUACAUGAUAGCUCGGCACAGUGCAGAACAAAGUGAUGACAAAGGUGAAGGAGUUGAAACAAUUGUCAAUGAGCCUUGUGAAGAUCCCAAGUAUGGCAAAGGACAGUAUGCAGAAAAAAGAAUACAUUUAACCAGCAAACUCCCCUCUUGGAUCCGCUCAUAUAUGCCGCGAUUCAUCUAUGUGACGGAGAAGUCCUGGAAUUUUUACCCUUACACAAUCACUGAAUACACUUGUUCAAUUAUCCCCAAGUUCUGUGUGAAGAUCUGGACGAGAUACGAGAACAACAACGGCUCCAAUAAUAAUGUGCAUGCCGGAACAUGUCCUGGAGAGACUGCCACAAUAGAUUUCAUCGACAUUGCCACGGAUGAAGUGCGGCCUCACCAGUACAAGGAGGACGAGGACCCCUGCAAGUUCAGGUCGGUCAAGACAGGACGUGGCCCCCUCAGCAGUGGCUGGCGUGACCAGGCAGGCCCCAUCAUGUGCUCCUACAAGCUCGUGCAGGUCUCCUUCCCAGUCUUCGGUCUGCAGACCCGCGUUGAGGACUUUGUGCACAAGGAAGUGCGCAACAUCAACGUCUUGUCUCACCGCCAAGCCUUCGUGUGGAUGGACGAGUGGCACGGCUGGACCAUGAGCGACGUCAGGGCUUAUGAAGCCCGCAUGCAGGAGACCACAAACCUUAAGAUCCGACAAGCUCUGAAGAGCCAGGUAAGUGGCGAAUAUGAGAUGGAGCUGGACGACGAAGGCAACGUUGUGAAGGAACUGUCGUCCAGUAGGUCGUCGUCGAGCGUCUCCACGCCGUCAACUGGCCGAGCCACGACGCCCUCUGGCGGCGCUACGACGCCAGUCUCAGCUGAUGCCGCGCCUAAACAAGGCUCUUAUUUCUCUAGUUUCUUCAAGUUGUCAUAAGGCUGCGUGUGUCGGGGUCAGGACAGUACCAAUUAGUCCGCUUCAAUUCCUGAUAACCAUUGUGCAGUACUGUAUACUGUGUAUAUGUAAUGUAUACUGUGCAGUACUUUAUACUGUUUAUUUGUAUACUGUGCGGUAACCUGUACUGCACACUGUGUAUAUGUAUACUGUGCAGUACCUCAACUGUCCAGCAUUCAGCGCGCGCAGUAAGAAUUCAGGUCUCCAGUCUUCGAUUCAAUCAUGAGUGUAGCAUCAGUGUUGGGUUUUGCCUGUAAAUAGUUUGCACAAAGAUAAACUUUCUCCAAUGUUUUGAACUUACUAACUUCUGAAUAUCUCUCAUUACUUAGACGGUUGUGUUGCGCGUGGUAAGCAAUUCUUAUCUUUAAUCGUGUGUUCUCUGGACUUUAACAUCACAAAUAUGAUUUAACACGUUGACUCCGAAGUGGUACAUAUGCGUACCACGAAAUGUAUUUC